Messenger RNA from Raphanus sativus (radish), 2217 nucleotides. RefSeq lists its product as uncharacterized. The coding region runs from base 376 to 1809 and encodes 477 amino acids. The transcript has 5 exons. The record is from RefSeq and is a predicted model, not a curated record. Lineage: Eukaryota; Viridiplantae; Streptophyta; Magnoliopsida; Brassicales; Brassicaceae.
UGUCCCUUCUUCUUCCUUAGCUCAGUUUGGUGGACAAAUUAAAAAAAAAAAAAUCUUAGCCCUUUUAGAGAGAGAAAGGAAAUAGGAGAGAGAGAGAGAGGAGACUGAGACACCUCAUCAGCUGUUAGUUACAGCUCAGAGAUAGAGAUAGAGAUAGAGAUCGAGAUCUCCAACACGACGGAGAAGAGAGCUCACCGGAUCUCUCUCAGUAUCGCUUCCGUUUCGUCUUCUUCUUCUUCUACUGUCACUCCCAGAAUUAGCAACUAACUUUCUCGUCGUUGACUACAUUUUCCCGGAAAAAAAAACCUCACACUCUCUCUCUCUCUCAGGGAUUUGGAGGGUGUUGCUUGUUUUGUUGACUAACUUUAAAACGAAAUGGGUUCGAGAUACACAUCUCACCAGCUCGGCAACGGGCUGUUUGUCUCUGGUCGUCCUGAGCAACCCAAAGAAAGGCCUCCGACGAUGAGCUCAACCGCCAUGCCUUACACGGGCGGCGACAUCAAGAAAUCAGGAGAGUUGGGGAAGAUGUUUAUUCCAACAGCAGCAGAUGGGAGUAGUACUAAUAAGUCGAGGAAGUCUGGUCCCAUACCCGGUGCUCCUUCCAGGUCCGGCUCAUUCGCCGGGAAUAACGGUCAGUCAGGUCCUGCCGCCGCGGCUGGUCGUAUGUCUGGGUCUUUAGGCGCGUCUGCUGGCUCUGUUUCCAUGAAGAAAACAAAUUCUGGACCUUUGUCCAAGCACGGAGAGCCUCUGAAGAGAACGUCCGGUCCGCAGUCUGGUGGCGUGACGCGGCAGCAUUCUGGUCCUAUUCCUGUUCUUCCGACUACGGGUCUUAUAACCUCCGGGCCUUUGAACUCGUCUGGCGCCCCCAGGAAGGUUUCUGGUCCUCUUGACUCUUCUGGUUCGUUGAAGACGCAGCAUAUGCAAAAGUCGUCUGUUGUUGUCCACAACCAGGCGGUGACUACACUUGGUCCUCGAGAUGACUUUUCCAGCCUGAAGAGCUUCCCCAAGUCUGUGUUGUGGCUGGUUGUUCUUAUAUUUAUAAUGGGGUUCCUUGCCGGGGGUUUCAUUCUUGGUGCGGUUCACAAUCCGAUGCUCCUCAUCGUCGUUGCGAUCUUCUUUACGGUUGUUGCUGCGCUUUUUAUUUGGAAUGGUUGUUGGGGGAGACGUGGUGUCACUGAUUUCAUUGCUCGGUAUCCUGAUGCUGACCUUAGAACUGCCAAAAAUGGUCAAUUCGUGAAGGUCACUGGGGUGGUUACUUGUGGUAAUGUGCCGCUGGAGUCAUCAUUUAACAGAGUUCCCAGAUGUGUGUACACAUCCACAUCUCUAUACGAGUAUCGUGGAUGGGGUUCAAAGCCAGCCAAUUCUUCACAUCGUUGCUUCACAUGGGGACUGAGAUCAUCAGAGAGACAUGUGGUGGACUUUUACAUAUCAGAUUUCCAAUCUGGACUCAGAGCCUUAGUCAAAACCGGAAAUGGUGCUAAGGUAACGCCUCUUGUAGAUGAUUCUGUUGUCAUCGAUUUUAAGCACGGAAGUGAGAAAGAGUCUCCAGAUUUUGUCCGGUGGUUAAGGCACAAGAAUCUAUCAAGCGAUGAUCGAAUCAUGCGACUCAAAGAAGGAUAUAUAAAAGAAGGAAGCACAGUGAGUGUGAUCGGAGUGGUGCAGAGAAACGACAAUGUGUUGAUGAUAGUGCCAUCAUCUGAGCCAAUUACAGCUGGUUGGCAAUGGAGUAGAUGCACAUUCCCAACAAGCCUUGAAGGAAUCGUGUUGAGAUGUGAAGACUCGUCGAACGUUGAUGCAAUACCGGUUUAAGUCCAUCAUCAUCAUCAUCGACAUCAGAGUUUGGGUUCAUGAAAUAUUUCACGAAUCUUGAAAUAUGUGGUUCUUUCUGGUGCUUCCGUUUGGUGGGUGGUUGGUUUGGUUGGUCAUUAAAACUUCUCUCCUUCAUUAUUCUUUUUCAAAUUCAUUUUUUUUUGGUUUUCCGAGUUAUUACUGUUAGGAUGAUGGUGAUGAGAUGGCGAUGGGUGGUAGUGGAUAUGGUUUCAUAUUCCUAAGAUGAGCUAAUUGUGUUGUUCUUCUUCUUUGUAUAGCUCUUUAAGUAAAAUCGUUUUCGAUAGAAACUUGUGUACUGAAGAUGUUAUAUGAUGUUAUGUUCAAAAUCUUUUAUUUUGUGAAAAAAAAAAAAUUCACUUUGUUAACUCAGUUGUUUUCAUUUAUUCA